UUCCGGCCACCUCAGGCCUUUCCGCCUGUUCUGUUCAGGUUUUAGUAUCUGCUCCCCAGGUGGUUCCCGGCCCUAGGUCCGGAUCUCAGCACUGCUCACCCGCCCCCAGCGGCUCUCUAUCAACCCGAAUCUCCCCGAGGCUCGGAGCGAUUCGGCCUGAGGCCUGCCGCGCGCGGGGAGUCCACGCAGACCUGCCGCCGCGUCUCUCGGCAGCUCUGUUGAGGCCGCCGCCACCGCCUCGGGAUGCCGCGGCUGGGUUCCGCGCAGGGCUGGGGGGCCGCCGCGGGCCGUUGGGGCUGCAGGCUGCUCGCGCUGCUGCUGCUGCUGGUGCCGGGACCCGGCGGCGCCUCCGAGAUCACCUUCGAGCUGCCCGACAAUGCUAAGCAGUGUUUCUACGAGGACAUCGCGCAAGGCACCAAGUGCACCCUCGAGUUCCAGGUGAUUACUGGUGGUCACUAUGACGUAGAUUGUCGAUUAGAAGAUCCCGAUGGCAAUGUGUUAUACAAAGAGAUGAAGAAACAGUAUGACAGUUUUACCUUCACGGCUUCCAAAAAUGGGACAUACAAAUUUUGCUUCAGCAAUGAAUUUUCUACGUUCACACAUAAAACUGUAUAUUUUGAUUUUCAAGUUGGAGAAGACCCACCUCUGUUUCCUAGUGAGAACCGAGUCAGUGCUCUUACCCAGAUGGAAUCUGCCUGUGUUUCAAUUCAUGAAGCUCUGAAGUCUGUCAUCGACUAUCAGACUCAUUUCCGUUUGAGAGAAGCUCAAGGCCGAAGCCGAGCAGAGGAUCUAAAUACAAGAGUGGCCUAUUGGUCAGUAGGAGAAGCCCUCAUUCUUCUGGUGGUUAGCAUAGGGCAGGUAUUUCUUCUGAAAAGCUUUUUCUCAGAUAAAAGAACCACCACAACUCGUGUUGGAUCAUAACUACGUUUUGAGAAUUGAUGCACCAUUGCCACUGUAAUAUUGCUGUCCUCUAAUUAAUUUUAGGUAACCGAAGAACUUAAUAUUGACAACAUUUUAAAAACCUUACUCAUAUACUUGUUUGGGGGACUAUACAAUUCCUCAGACUGUGGAAAGGACACCUUUUUUUAUUUGUAAAGGUAUAAAAACUUUGGAACUUAUUUUGGGCUAUUCAUGUUAAAUAUUCAACAUCAAUGAUCUCUUUUCUUGGUUGUUUAUAUCUCCUCUUCGCACACUAAACUUUGGUAUUUUGAUUCCUUUUUGCCAUUUAAAAAUACUUUUCUUAUAGGUAGUGAAUAUUUUUAAAACCUUCGAUUUAAUAUCUACAUGUGUUGUGGAGGAAGAAAUUGCCUUUUAAUUGUUUAUAGUAAAUAAGGUUUUGUUUUUCAGAAAACCAAAUGUGAUUACCUGUAGCCCAAGCCCUAUUCUGCACUGUUUAAUUUUUAUGGGGGAAAAAAUCUACCAUAGAAAUGUUUGUUAAUAUUGAUACAAUUUUAAAUUGAUACAUCAUGGUAUAACUUAUUUUUCACUAGCUUGGAAAAUGUCAGAUUUUUGUUUUGGGGGUUCAUUCUAUGAUUUAUAACUAGAUAUGUUAUUUUUUUCAUAAAGACAUUCUUACUACAUAGAAAAUAGUAUGUUUCGGUAACAUAAUAGAGUUUAUACAGGCCUUAAAAAUCAGACUGUCAAACCAGAUAGAAUAAAUACAGUAAAAUUUAAGAUACUACAAUGUCUUAUAGGGGCAAAAGAAAAGUGAAAUUUUUUAUUGAAUCAUCUGUCAAUUAACAUUUUCAGUGCUUUUACAAAGAAAAAAGGUGAUCUGUUUCAUUUAAACAUUUAAUUGGCUGGUUCUUGCCAUUAUGUGGCUUUAAUGUUUUUGAGUCAUUCCCAGCUUAAAUUGACAGUUAUAAUAUUAAUAUUGUAAUAGUGCCAUACAUUUAAUCCCAAUAGGUGUGAUGCACUGAGAAGUUAGUUUCUUUGGAUUUUUUUUCUUUCUUUUUUCUUUUUCUCUUCCUUUCAUUCUUUCUUUCUUUUUUGUCUUGCACAUGUAAUUUGUAUAAUCCCUGGUUAGCAUCCCUAAAAUGAUUUAAAAAUUUAGAAUGCUGUGUGUGUUUUUUAUUUGAUAAUCCUCAUUGUACUGCAUUUAAUGAAUAUUAAAUAGUGCAUAUUCUGUAUACUAAAUGGUUUAAAAUGUGUUUGUAUUUUAUAACUUGUAUAGAUUGAGCUAACUGAAAUAAGAUUUUGUUUUAAGUAUUCUGAGAUAGAAUCCAAGAUAUUGCAAAAUUGUAUAGAUGUUUAAAGCUUUUCUGCUGUUAAAAAGAAAUUGCAACUGUUUUUUUUGCCAUGCAUUCCUUCCCCACCCAAAGGUUAUAAGUGCUGAAUAAGAUUCAUAUUGUACAGACUUCGAUAUGUGGUACCAUAGAAUACUGAUUGGAUAGCGAUUCUAGUUACCACUACUGACUAAAAGUUAACUCAAUUUUAAGCUCUUAAAAUACAUAUAUACAAGUAUACUACUGCAUGUAAGAGCAAAAGGAAUUAAAGUUGUCAUGCUGGCUAAUUUCAAAUGCAGUGUAGCAAGGGAUAAAUGUGUUUUCAACUUCAACCCUUUAAUUUUAAAUGUUUUGAAGAUCACAUAUCUAAUCCUUAAUAUCAGCUUAAAAAUGAAGUUUAAGAUUUUGUAACUUUACCAUUUGGAUUCUUAUAUUGGCGUUGUCUUGCAGCUUUAUAAGUGUCCCUCGGUAUUUAGAUUUGAAAAUUUUCAACACUAAUGUUAAUGUGACUCAUAAGCAUGGGUGUAUGUUAAAUGUCCGUUCUGGUUACCUGUCUGCUCUUUGUGUUCAGAUACUUAGACCAUAAUUAAACAGAGUCAGGUACCAUCAGGUGCCGAGUUUGGCAUAGAUAAUGCGGUUAUUUCAUCUCUGCCUAUCAAAACUUCGUAAUAUUAGACUAUUACUACAAAUAAUUUGUGAUAAAACUGUUGAGAUAUAUUUAAAUGUUUGAAAUCACCACUGUUACCUGUUGUAGAAAAUAGUACAGGCUUAGUUUAGUCUGUAUAUAUCUGGUUAAUGUUUGAUGGCUGCCUAUACUCAAACUGGGUAUGUAUAUAUAAAUGAGAAAAUACAUAUCUAUCCAGAUAUAACUGUUAAGUAAACUUUUUUUUUCUUCCUCCUCCUGUAUAAUUUGUAGCUCAUUCUUCUUCCUUAAUUCUUUCAUAACUUGAUAUAGCAGUUUGAAUUUCCCAAAUAUUUAUAUUUGGACAUAUGGCUCAGAAUAUUUAAACAUCAUUAGCUGUAUAUAUUUUUUAAGUAGAAUAAAUAAUGGAAAGGGACUUGAUAUACAAGUUUAUACUAAAAUUCCAACUGUGAAGAUACAUUAUAAGAUUGCUAAUAAUCUAAACAUUCUUUUUUCUAUUAAAAGAAACAAAUGGUGUGUGGUUCUUAACUUUCAUUGUGGCUUGAUGCUAAUCAUCUUUGAAAAAGCAAUGGACUGAGAAGCAGUUUUAUUAUUUGAAAGAUUUCAUUUAAAUCUCUGUACUAUCUAUAUUUGCUUUAGUUUAUAAAUGUGUAACAUUGAUAGUUAAAUAGGACAAAGCAGAC
Molossus molossus (Pallas's mastiff bat) is the source of this 3551-nucleotide messenger RNA. It is a transcript of the gene TMED7, whose product is annotated as transmembrane p24 trafficking protein 7. Bases 244 to 921 code for a protein of 225 amino acids. Lineage: Eukaryota; Metazoa; Chordata; Mammalia; Chiroptera; Molossidae. Gene Ontology annotation, cellular component: Golgi apparatus; endoplasmic reticulum-Golgi intermediate compartment; endoplasmic reticulum. Gene Ontology annotation, biological process: intracellular protein transport; endoplasmic reticulum to Golgi vesicle-mediated transport; Golgi organization. The record is from RefSeq and is a predicted model, not a curated record. The transcript is spliced from 3 exons.